Protopterus annectens (West African lungfish) is the source of this 5120-nucleotide messenger RNA. RefSeq names its product L3MBTL histone methyl-lysine binding protein 1 (gene L3MBTL1). The record is from RefSeq and is a predicted model, not a curated record. Gene Ontology annotation, cellular component: nucleus. The transcript has 22 exons. NCBI's taxonomy places the organism in Eukaryota, Metazoa, Chordata, Ceratodontiformes, Protopteridae. Bases 159 to 2654 code for a protein of 831 amino acids. Gene Ontology annotation, molecular function: zinc ion binding; protein binding. Gene Ontology annotation, biological process: regulation of DNA-templated transcription.
CCUACUGCUGCGUAUGCGCAGAAGCGGGAAGGAUGCUGAAUUCAUCGGGAUACUGAAUUGGACUCUCGACACCUGUCAGUGGCACAGCCCGUGAUUUUAAUCUUCAAAAAGCAGAGAAUUUGUAGAAUUUGAAUGGCAGAUGAGAGCCUACAGUGAGGAUGGCUGCCAGCAAGGUGUCAUCAUCCAGUGAUGUCAGUGUCCGUUUGGUUACCAGUGAUGGCGUAGCUCAGAAUUCUCAUCUUUCAUCAGCAGCCUUCAUUUUACCAGCAAGCUCAGCUGCAAUAAAUCUUUCUACAAACAGCACAGAUAUCCGAGUCAUAUGUGAACAACAAAUGCAUCCUGUGGUAGAACAAAAUGAACAUACUGCUGCAAGUGAGUCUGUGGCCACCACCAUCAUGCCUCAGAUCAGCAGUGUCCCUAGCUGCAGUGCAGUCAGGGUCUUGGAGUGGAAUGAUGGAAUAGCUACCUUGCCUGGGAGCAAUUUAAAGUUUCGGAUGAAUGAGUUUGGAUCACUAGAAGCUGUCAGCACUGAAAAACUAAUCACUACAGAGCAAGUGAAUGAUGAGACUACAGAAAAAAUGGGUGAAUUUGAGAAAGCACACAGUAUCAGAAAGAAUGCCUGUAUAAAUCCAGGUAGCCAAGACGUCUUAAACAGCAGCAUGGCACCAACGGUGGAGGAAGACCACCAAUGCAAAUCCUGUGGUCAUACCUAUUCUGGUGACCCUCUACGAAGCACUGCAGGGUACUGUAGUGAACGGUGUCAUCAACAGUUUAUAGACAGGUCCAGGCAUGUAGAAGCUGUUGCAAAAGCAAGAAAUGGUGCUGAAAUCUUAAAGCCAGUCAAAAAACGAAAGCGAAAAGACUACCUGACUCCAUCUGAUGAAGAUUAUGAAUCUGAACAAAUGGAAGAAAAACAAGAUGGCAUUAAAAAUGAUGUUGAUGCUUGUGAAGUUGACAAUGCUCUCACAGAACUACAAAGAAACAUUCAAGAUGGAAUGAAAAAAGAAGGUUGGUCGUGGCCAUCCUACUUAGAAGAACAGAAGGCUGUUACUGCCCCUUUAAAGCUUUUUCAUGAGUAUCAGUCAUGCUCCAUGAACAAGAAUGCAUUCAAAGUUGGAAUGAAGCUUGAAGGAAUCGAUCCUCAACAUCCAUCAAUGUACUUUGUGCUCACUGUGGUUGAGGUCUGUGGUUACCGCUUGCGUCUUCACUUUGACGGAUACUCAGAAUGCCAUGACUUCUGGGUAAAUGCUGACAGUCCUGAUAUUCAUCCAGCAGGGUGGUGUGAGCGAACUAAUCACAAGUUACAGCCUCCAAAAGGAUACAAAGAAGAAGAAUUCAGUUGGUCCAGCUACCUAAGAAUAACAAAAGCACAGGCUGCUCCCAAACACAUUUUUAUGAACCAAAACAAUAAUGCUGCCCCUGUUGGUUUUAAAGUUGGUAUGAAACUAGAAGCUGUUGACAGAAUGAACCCUUCCUUGAUAUGUGUUGCCACCGUAACAGACAUAGUAGACAAUCGUUUUCUGGUUCACUUUGAUAACUGGGAUGACACUUAUGACUACUGGUGUGAUGCUAACAGUCCUUAUAUUCAUCCUGUUGGCUGGUGCCAGGAACGUGGCAAACCUCUUACUGCUCCCCAAGGUUAUCCUGACCCAGACAACUUUAUAUGGUCAAAGUAUUUGGAGGAAACUGGGGCUAUUGCUGUACCAGUGAAGGCUUUUAAAGAGCGUCUGCCUCAUGGGUUUCAAGUAAACAUGAAGUUGGAAGCUGUUGAUCGGCGUAAUCCUGCCCUUGUCAGAGUGGCUACUGUAGAAGAUAUGGAUGAACAUCGAAUCAAGAUUCAUUUUGAUGGUUGUAGUCAUGCAUAUGACUUCUGGAUUGACUCAGACCAUCCCGACAUUCAUCCUGUUGGCUGGUGCAGCAAAACAGGACAUCCAUUACAGACUCCAGUGAGACCAAAAGAUUCGUCUUCUUCACCUGGACAUGGAGUAUGCUCUUCAUUAGUAUGCAAGGGAAUUAACAACAUGAGAACCUCAAAGUAUAGCUUCCAUCACAGGAAAUGCCCAACUCCAGGAUGUGAUGGUUCUGGACAUAUUACAGGGCGGUUUACAGCACACCACUGCCUUUCAGGAUGCCCCUUGGCUGAAAGAAACCAGGGGAGACAGAAGGAUCUUUCUGAUAAUGAAGGCUCAGCUAGGAGAAGGGGACUCAUUGGAUUUACUCGAAAGAGGAAAUCUAGGCACCAUGGAAGGAUUGGACGCCCCCCUAAAUAUCGCAAGAUUCAAGAAGAUAACUUUCAAAAUGUGUCUCCAGACAACAUGAACCACUCAUUUUUUAUGUCUGCCUUGUCUACACAUCCAGACCGCUCACUGUCCCUCUGUUGGGAACAACACUGCAAGUUGCUUCCUGGUGUAGCAGGAAUCACUGCCAACACAGUGGCUAAAUGGACCAUUGAUGAAGUUUCCAGAUUUGUUCAGACACUAACAGGCUGUGAGAACCAAUCAAAGCUGUUUAAGGACCAGAUGAUUGAUGGAGAGGCCUUUCUUUUGCUGACUCAGGCUGAUAUUGUAAAAAUCAUGAACAUCAAGCUUGGCCCAGCACUAAAGAUUUACAAUUCAAUUCUCAUGUUCAAGAAUGCCGAUGAUACCUUAAAGUGACUUGUCUGCCCACUGCCUAACAAGGAGUGGAAUACUCCAAGACAUCUGUCAAUUAAAAUCUUCUGUGGGCUUUGGAAGAGUCUACUCAUUUUGUACUUAACUGCUGUCAUUUAUACGGUUUAGCUGUCAACACAGCUAGUAUGCAGUCUUUGAAAUAAUCACUAGACAAGUACUAAGGGUUUCAGGGGUGACUGUUGUUAGCCAUUGAAAUUUAAGUGAAAUCCCUAUGGGAAAAUAUGCCAUAGAAAUGUAACAAUAUUUCAUAAUGAUCCUUUUGUUACUGUUUAAGGUGCUGACUUGUGAUACUGUCAGGGAAUUGUUUCUGGGACUAUGACCUUCAUUCUCAUGCAGUCAAGUAAUAUUUAGAUUAACAAGCCAAACUAGGUGGUGUGCAUGUUCAUGUGGCUUUGUUUUGCCUAGCUUCUGCUUUUGUAGCAGUGUUACUGAAGAUUUAAAAUGUUUUAAGUUGGCAACUGCAGUGGAACAUGCAGCAAAUGAAUUGACAUGCUGAGUCUGAACUACAGCCUUAUACUUCUGGUUGUAGUUUCUGCUUCUGCCUUAUAGUUGUGUUAUAGAAAGCAAGAUGACUGCUGGCAUUUGCUCAUUAUUUUUGCAUUGAUUCUUGGGUUUACAGUUUCCUAAGGUUAGUGUUUGCAAAAUGAAGAACUUUGAUAAAGCAGGUUUUUCUAAUAAUUCUGUUUCGUAUCCUGUCUUUGUACAUAAAGGAGUUACUGAGGAACGUAUCCAGAUUAGGAUGCAGUACUCUUUCAGUUUCUUCAGGCAAAUUCAUUACUUCAUGUACUACAUCAGAUGUAUUUUCUAUAGAUAUUUUUAAGGUUUGCGCAUUGCUUUUAACUAUAAAGAUAACUUCUGAAAUGCCCUUCAUUAUGGGGCAUUAAUCUAACCAUGGGGUAUUUAUGACAAAUUAGAAUCCACAUUUACUGAAAAAAUGAACAUUUUCAUUUAAAUUAUAACAGUGAACUAAGUCUACAAGGCACUGAGAAGUAUGAAAUGUAAUGAAAUGUAAAUCUGCUCAUUUCUCAGUAGCUGCAGUUUAAACACAUUUUUUUUUUGGGUGCAGAAUCUAGAAAAGUUUAACCAAUGACAGUAUUCUCCUUUUAGGUCCACUGUCCAAACAAUUAUAUUUACUUUGGUUGGUGAGUGAAACAGUCAAAAUACUGACAUUUGGUAUUGGAAAGUUUUAAAACUUAGAACACCAAUGUUAAUAUUGGCAGCUGGCAGAUACAAGUAUAUACAGCAAAAACUACAGCAACUCUGAUGACUAGAAAUAAUUCACUAUGAGGAAAUACAGAAAUAUAUAAACAGAUCCUUUAAGUACAAAAAUACAUAAAUAUGACAUAUAAAUAUAUAAAUAAUUAAACAAAUUCAAAUCGUGCCUGAAUACAAAUAAAUUGACAAAUGCACCCACUUCUUUCUGUGUUCUGCCUGUGAAUUCUUUUCAUUAUUAUUGUUAAUGUCACUUACGUCUUCAGCAAGGCUUCCUGACAUGCUGUUGACUCACUCAUGAUUGCUUCAAACAAUUGCAAUGACAAAUGAGCAAAAGUUCCUGAAUAUGAUCAGCAUUUGCAAGUAAAAAUGCACACAUAUGUUUUUAUUGGGGGAUAAGACAUCUUUUUCCCAUAUUUACCUGAUGGGAACACCACCGCUUACAUCCCUGCUGUAUAACAACUCCUGAGUUCACACCAUCUCAGGGAAAAAGGAUUUCCUAAUACAGUGGCUGAUAUUCACUAGUAUACUUUUAUAACGUAUAAUUCAUCUUGCCAAUAAAAAUUACUUUGUUUACUUUCAUUAGAUCAGUCAGGAACCCAGUAUGCUGUGGGAAAGGGACUGUCCACCUUAAAGCUGAAAUAGACUGGUAGAUUAAAUUGUAUAUAUGGAGUCCAGGUUAAAUAAUCUCUGUAGUUUAGUUUUGAUUUCAGUUUAGUUUAUUUCCCAUUUUUGAACGUUAAAAAUGAUUAUUUGUGUGCAGUUAAGAUGUUAAUCAUUUAAAUGUAUUUUUUAUAAAAAGGAUAUGCUUGACUUUAUAUAUAAAGCUAGGUGACACACCUGAAACAUUUUUGCAUGUGUGUUUCAUUAUAAAUUAUUUUUCCAUUAUCAGUGCUGUUGUAGCUUUUGUUUGAAAGGAAAAUAUAGAUGUAAAACUGGGCAGUGAAGUAUAGAGUGUACAAACAAAUGCUGUAGCAUUUUUUUUAAAUAAUUUAUGAUAGUCGCAUAUUCCAAUAACUACAUUUAUAGCUCUCUGAUGUUAAAGGUAAAAAUUUUAGAAGUAAAACAUUUAUUUAAAAUAUGUUAAAUCUCCACUUGAUUUUUCCAAGUGAGAAUGGCCUUGCUGAAUUUAUUUAUUUAUUUAUUUAAUUUAUUUAUUUAAUUGCUUACUAAUUUGCUAUUAGUCCCACAAGAGCAAAAGGUUGCAUUUUAUGGAUAUCAUAAAACUGAUGCAAUUAA